CUUAAUUACAAAGGCAGCAAGCAAUCGGCAAUCGCUCAUCCCUGUGAUGUUAUGCAAUGAAAACAAAAAAUCUCUUUUAUUUUAUAGAAGCAAUUCGGAUUAAAUAAAGUAGGAUGUACUAAUCAUCAAGAUCUGUGUCUCACUGCUAUUUCUUCACAUCUUCAACAGUUCAACCUACUUUGCAGAUCUUUGGUUUCUACUCGGUAUUUAUGAUCCUCACAGGCACAGCACCCAUUCGCCUUUUAUUACAGACAAAGAUCGAACAACCUGCCCCAGUUCUUUCUUUCAUCUAUCUCUAGAUCCACAAAGAUCCAAUCUUUCUAUGUUUUGACUUAUUGGGCCUUUCGUGUUCGUACAUCUAGAGCAGAGCCUGAAUGAAUAUUCAAAGAGGAAAAAAAGCAAUCUUUCUGUUGGUGAUGUCUAAUAGUGUUAAAAAUGACAUUUCAGAGCAAGAAACGACCAAUAACUGUAAUGGUGCAAGCAAUGCUCGAGCUUCAUCCGAGUUGAAACUGUACCAAGCUUUCAUCUUUUCUGUGCCGAUUUUCUUCAUUUUUAUACUUCUCCUCUUAUUUUAUUUGUUCUACCUCCGUCGCCGGAGGACGGACUGGUCUUCUCUGAGAAUGAGGACUUCUAAUACAUCCAUGCUGGCUUCUCAAAGUAAUGACCUAUCCAGGUGUGAAAUGGGGCUGAAGAAGGAGCUGAGAGAGAUGCUACCCAUAAUCGUGUUCAAGGAGAGCUUUUUCGUCAAAGAUACUCAUUUUCUGAAAUUCGCUAUCAUAUUUGUAUAUAAUANGCUAUCGACACACACCACUUGCCCCCUUUGCCGCCAGUCCCUCCUUGCUGCUUCUACUAAAGCACCUGAUAGUGCUGAAGGUUUUGAAACAAAUUCCAGUGGCUUCGCAGCUUCUUUAAAUUUAGAGAAUGACGAUGAAAUGUCUCGUCAACAGACUAAUGGAGACCCUCAAACUAGCCAACAGUCUCCAGAGUCUGAGGACAGAGAUGAAAGAGUUGUUCCCACAGUUGUUCAAUAUGCUGAGGAAUCUAUGGAUUCUGGUGGGAACAACAACAGUGUCAGCUACUGCUGUGUAUGGAAGGCAGGCCGAGCUCUGUACACUUACAACAAUAAUCCCGCCCAACAUCAAGACUUGGACAAGCUGGCAGCUUCGUGUCUCGAGAUGGCCCCACCUUACCACCAAUGGUAUUUCCAAACAGUUGGCAGAUACACUUUUGGGUUUCUAAUGGACUGCGGUUUCGUGUAUUUCGCGAUUGUGCACCAAAGUCUCGGUAACUCCCACUUUCUUACAUUUCUUGAGAAGUUGAGGUAUGAGUUUGCAAGAAGGAGCGUGUCGAGUCUCGACUCACUCUGUCUGCAGCAGCAGUUCUUUCCAGUUGUGGCUCGGUUGGUUGCCUCUUUACAACAGCAGCAAGAAGCCGAAUGGUCAAAUGAUGGUGGUAAUAAAAAUAACUGUAGCCAGGACAAAGCACAAGUGGAUGAUGAAGCUGGUGGUUCGACAAAAAUGCCCUUGCUGGGAAAGCCUACCAAACAAGACACUAAGAAGAAGAAGAUGAUGAUGAUGAAAAUGAAUAAGGAACACGAUGUGGUGGUUGCUAUUGAGACGGGGGAUGAGAACCAUAGGAGAAGGUCCUCUUCUGACAGUGAAAUCAAACUCGACCAACAGCCUUCUUCUCAAUUGGGAAAUGGUGGCACUAGUUCGACAACAAGGAUUAUUAAUACUACUAAUAAUAAGGCGAACACUCAAAAUCUGAGAAAAAAGUUGUGUCGCCAAGUUCGGAUUGUUCUAGCCAUGGAUGCUGCUGUUUGUCUUCUUCUGUUCGUAAUUUGGCUAGUCAUAUGCCACGGUAUUGAGUGCAUUCGUUAA
Striga asiatica is the source of this 1880-nucleotide messenger RNA. NCBI's taxonomy places the organism in Eukaryota, Viridiplantae, Streptophyta, Magnoliopsida, Lamiales, Orobanchaceae. The record is from the annotation of a GenBank genome assembly.